CCACCACUUGCUCUGUUGCAUCUCACAGAUAAAUCACUUCAGCUCCCAGGAACAAACGGUCUCAACUCUUCGAAGAGUUCAACAGAGCUUCAUCAUGGUGUCUGGUGGAAGACAGAUUCUGGGUUUGGCGCUGGCCACCAUUGGCUUUCUGGGGAGCAUCAUCAUCUGUGCUCUCCCCACCUGGAAAGUCACAGCCUUCAUCGGCAGCAACAUUGUCACUUCUCAGGUGAUCUGGGAAGGUUUGUGGAUGAACUGUGUGACCCAGAGUACCGGCCAGAUGCAGUGCAAAGUCUACGAUUCUCUGCUGGCUUUGCCUCAAGACCUGCAGGCUGCCAGGGCGCUCGUCGUCAUCGCCAUCAUCGUCGGGAUCUUUGGGAUCCUCUUAGGUGUGGUCGGGGGCAAGUGCACCAACUUUGUGGAGGAGGAAAGGCAAAAAUCCAAAGUGGCCAUUGCUUCUGGAGUCAUCUUCCUCAUCGCAGGCCUCUUGGUGCUCGUACCCGUCUGCUGGACCGCCAACACCAUCAUUCGCGAUUUCUACAACCCAGUUCUGGUAAGCGCUCAGAAGAGGGAGCUGGGCGCCUCGCUCUACAUCGGCUGGGGCUCCGCCGGGUUGCUCUUCCUGGGGGGAGGCCUCCUCUGUAGCUCCUGUCCCCCCAAAGAUGAGACUGAUUAUGAUGUUAAGUACUCCAAGGCUCGCUCUAUAGACAGCAGCAGGGCCUACGUUUAGAUGACCAGCAAGACAGAUAAGAUUCUAUGAAAGUUUCUGCCUGUCCUAUGAAGUUGAGUCCACCAGCUGUAAUAAGUAGUCUGAAAUGUGAUUGAAAGAGAUCAAAAUGUUUGCACUAUGAGUGUGUAACUUAAGUGUGUGUUUUAGUCUUCAAAACACUCAUAUAGAAAGAAUGGCACGUGUUGUAAAAUGUGAACUAUUUUGAUUCUGUUUGUGAAUGUACACUCUUUGUUAAAGUUUUUCUUGCAUGUUUUUACACCAUUAUUUCCUAAUACGUAUUAGUUUAUGUUGUUUGUCAGAUCCUCAUCUGAUAUUCUCUGUGGCCCAUGUGGGCACAUAAAAACUGUAUAUAUAUGAAAUCUCGUCUGAUCUUUGGCUGCACUUUCUCUAACAAACUGUUUCAUGUGAUUGAUUCUCCUUCAAAUUUCCUUCCUUCAGAUUUUUUUGGCUGAUGUUUUGUUCCCUCUGUAUUACUGUUUGCUCUUCAAAUCUAGGUCAUCUGUAAGAAAUAUUUGUGAGCAUGUGAUAAUAUGUGUGUUUUUUUUUUUUUUUUUUUUUAACCAUCUCAUCAUGGCAGUUUUUUUGUUUAUUUGUUUUGUUUUUAAAAGCAGAAACAGUUACAGAGAUGACAAAUGCCUUGAGAAACUAGAACUGUAGAUCUGGUUUUGCAAGUGUUCAUGUAGGAAUCUUUACAAAACAGGUUGUGUGACAAUGCAUCCUGCCAAACACGACUAAAUAAACAGACUGAAUGACAACUGAA
Molecule: messenger RNA, 1487 nt
Organism: Stegastes partitus (bicolor damselfish)
Lineage: Eukaryota; Metazoa; Chordata; Actinopteri; Pomacentridae
Product: claudin-4-like
Exons: 1
Coding region: 95-727 (210 amino acids)
Cellular component (GO): bicellular tight junction; membrane
Molecular function (GO): structural molecule activity
Source: RefSeq, a predicted model, not a curated record